GAUAAAAUGCAUAUUAAAGACAAGCUGGCCCAUGCGGAGGCCACUGGACGCCCUGGCAUUUCCUUCGAAUUUUUCCCUCCGAAAACGGCGCAGGGUGUACAGAAUCUUUACGACCGCAUGGACCGUAUGCAUGGAUAUGGGCCAUCCUUUAUUGACAUCACAUGGGGUGCGGGAGGGCGAUUGUCGGAGCUGACCUGUGAAAUGGUGAAUGUGGCGCAAUCGGUGUACGGUUUGGAAACAUGUAUGCAUCUCACUUGUACAGAUAUGCCUCGCGAGAAAGUUGACGCUGCGAUUCAGAGUGCGUUCAAGGCGGGGUGUACGAACAUUUUGGCUUUGCGUGGUGACCCUCCUCGAGAGAAAGAGAAAUGGGAGGCUAUUGAGGGUGGGUUCCGUUACGCUAAAGAUCUAGUCAAAUAUAUUCGUGAUAAAUAUGGCAACCACUUCGAUAUAGGGGUUGCUGGAUAUCCCGAAGGCUGCGAUGACCAAGAUGACCCUGACUUGCUUAUGCAACAUUUAAAAGAAAAGGUUGAUGCGGGGGGAACAUUUAUUAUUACACAAAUGUUCUACGAUGUCGAUAACUUCUUGGCCUGGGUCAACAAAUGUCGCGAAAAUGGGAUUACGGUACCGAUUAUACCUGGCAUCAUGCCAAUUCACACGUACGCUGCGUUCAUUAGAAGAUCGAACUGGACAAAAAUUAGAAUCCCUCCUGAUUGGUUAGAGGCAUUGGAACCUGUGAAGAAUGAUGAUGCAGCCGUGAGAAACCUGGGCAAAUCUCUCGUGGCUAAUAUGUGCAGGAAAAUACUUGCGGCUGGGAUCUACCACCUGCAUUUCUACACGAUGAAUUUGCAACAAGCAACCAAAAUGGUGCUUGGUGAACUAGAAUUGAUACCGUCUCAUAAAACCCCUCUGCAAAAGCCACUUCCGUGGCGGCAAUCUCUUGGACUUGGCCGAAGAGAAGAAGAUGUGCGACCAAUCUUUUGGAGACAUCGACACCAAUCAUACGUGGCUCGUACUCAAACAUGGGAUGAAUAUCCAAAUGGCCGUUGGACUGACUCUCGAUCUCCUGCAUUUGGAGAGCUAGAUACUUACGGUGUUGGCCUGAAGGGAACCAACGAGCAAAAUAUCAAACUCUGGGGAGAGCCAAAAUCACUCAAGGAGCUAUCCGAGAUUUUCGUGCGUUUUUUGAAUGGCAACCUUGAUAGACUUCCAUGGAGCGAGGGGGCUGUUACAGAGGAAACAGAUGUCCUUAAACUGGAUUUGCUCGACCUGAACCGGAGGGGUUUCCUGACUAUCAACUCCCAACCUGCGAUUGAUGGCAUGCCCUCAUCUCACCCAGUCUACGGAUGGGGUCCGAAGAACGGAUACGUUUACCAAAAGGCAUACCUAGAGCUUCUUAUUUCACCCACAGUGAUCGAUGAUGUUAUUAGCCGCAUCGAACAAAAUCCCGACCUGACCUAUUAUUGCGUCAAUAAAAAAGGAGAAUUGAGGACAAAUACGACCGAUAGUCCUAAUGCAGUUACAUGGGGAAUUUUCGCUUCCAAAGAAAUUAUCCAGCCCACAAUUGUUGAAACAAUUAGCUUCUUGGCUUGGAAGGAUGAAGCGUAUCGACUGGGAGACGACUGGGCCAAGUGCCACGUAGCAUCGAGUCCCAGCAGACGCAUCAUUCAACAAGUGAUGGACAGCUGGUAUUUGGUCAAUAUUGUGAACAACGAUUUCCAUAAAACACAUGACAUAUUCAACAUUUUCAAGGAUCUCAAAGUCGAAAACCUAAAUGUACAAGUAGAACCCAUUGCCCCGGCAGCUGAACUUGUUGACAAUACCCGGGAAAAUAGCCAGGAUCCUCAGAAACAGGUCAACGGCAGUUCAACAGAACUAACUGAGUCCAAGCAAGAGAUCCCCUCCAAUUAAUCUUCGACUGUUCCUCCCCUGUUUAUCUCCUUGGACCGAUUUAUUGCCGUUAUCAUCCCGUCAUGCAAUCCUGAUUCAACAACGAUUCAACAAACGCGAGAUAUUUUCCCCUACUAAACCACUUAUCCCUGUUCGUUGUUUAUCAAAAUGAACUGCAACCAGGCAAACCACUCCUCCAAAUUUUUUUCCUUAGGAAUUCAACAUAAAGCGCUUCUCCUACCUACGCACCCCCUUCAACCUUACCCGCCAUUCUCAUGCAUAUACCCAAGCAGUACACGACCACUUCUUUCCAACGACACAUUCAACAUUAUAUAGAGAUGAAAACCCGAGAAUUCGCAGCACAGCAUGGUAACACUGGAAAAUCCUCUUGUUUAUUUUUAUUUUUUUUGUUUUUUAUUGUCUUUAUCUUUUCCAUUUUUGCUACUCUUGAUUUUCAACAAUACCCAGACAAAAGGCAAGGCGAAUGAAGGCUUCGUGGGAUUUGGGAAUGCUCAAAAAAUUAAUGACGGCAAUGAAACUGGACGGCAAAUUAUGACAGAUCAAGAGAGAAGUAUUUGAUCCAAUGUAUUUGCCUGAGAAUAUGUAUUCAACACACAUGGGAACAUAGAUGAAAAAUGAACAUAUUUAAAAAGGAAAU
This is a messenger RNA of Histoplasma capsulatum G186AR, 2545 nucleotides long. Its product is annotated as methylenetetrahydrofolate reductase. Lineage: Eukaryota; Fungi; Ascomycota; Eurotiomycetes; Onygenales; Ajellomycetaceae. The transcript is spliced from 3 exons. The coding region runs from base 7 to 1908 and encodes 633 amino acids. Gene Ontology annotation, cellular component: cytosol. The record is from RefSeq and is a predicted model, not a curated record. Gene Ontology annotation, biological process: tetrahydrofolate interconversion. Gene Ontology annotation, molecular function: methylenetetrahydrofolate reductase [NAD(P)H] activity; FAD binding.